Messenger RNA from Colias croceus (clouded yellow), 3711 nucleotides. RefSeq lists its product as uncharacterized. The transcript is spliced from 12 exons. Lineage: Eukaryota; Metazoa; Arthropoda; Insecta; Lepidoptera; Pieridae. The record is from RefSeq and is a predicted model, not a curated record. Gene Ontology annotation, cellular component: plasma membrane. Bases 85 to 2931 code for a protein of 948 amino acids.
UAGAGUGCACGCGCGACACGCUACGAACCCGCUACGAGUCUACGCUACCAACGAAACGCGUAACGAAAUGCUACGAGUGUAUUUAUGCUAAGUGUAAAAAUGUAUCUUUGUGCGUGCAUAUUUCUUCUAAUAUGCGGAACUGCUAUUGGAAAUCCAGCGAAAAUAGAUUCAAAGCGAGAUCACUGCAACAAGACAGUUGAGAUAUAUGAAGAUGUGUCGUCUCCGCCCGUCACAGCCGAGAACUUUGGUCGACCGCUCACUUGUACAUAUAGGUUUAGAGCAUUCCGCGGGUCACCAAAAGACUGGAUCUUAAGGAUACGUUUCAAGAAGUUCAAAGUGGGUAGUUUAAUAAAUGGCACCACUUGUCACAAGGGAUAUAUGCAGAUAGUCGAUGGGAACGCAAAAACGGACGUAUCAAACAGAAAAGAGCCGGGUCUAUUCUGCGGGGAGAUAGAGCAGCCGCAAACCUUUAUAUCCGAGACUAACUUCGUGAAAAUUGUCUUCCACGCUGAUAACUUCACCGACCAAACUUACUUCAGCUUUGACUCAAGAGCAGAACAGCAGUUCGAAGUGUACCUCAGAUAUGGACAGCAUCCAGAACUAUACCCGAAUAGAAGAGGAGAAGUUGUGGCUGGAUCAUAUUGCGAGAGAGUGUUCAGAGACUGCCGGCUGCAGACUUGCUACGUGCAGUCCGCGGCCUACCCUGGGGUAUACCCGAGGAAUCUGCACUGCAGGUACCACCUUAACACCAGGCUCCCAUACAUAAAGCUGUACAUAGAAAACGAAGAAUUUAAUAUAGACGGUCAGCGCUGCGAGAACAUUAUGACCUGUCCCAUGAGGCCUAUCACAUCAGGUUCAGAGAACUGUCCAUACGACUACAUCCGUAUCUACGACGGGAAGGACGAGUCAUCCGCCGUGAUCGGAACUUUCUGCGGGAUGGGCAAAUUUCCAUACUCCAUCAUCGGCACUUCGCAGGACUUGUUUGUCGAGUUCGUCAGUUCGCCCGCAGGUCCUCUCCUGAACACGGGUUUCCACUUCAACGUCGGCAACUGGCCAGGGCACGUGGAAGCUCCAGGCUCCAAGAUCGGUAACUGCGACUGGCUCCUCACAGCGGAAUCUCUGAAGAAGUCUGGAGACACUGAGGGCAUAUUCCUGUCUGUGGCACAUUGGUAUCCACCUCACACGUCUUGUACGUAUCUGAUGCAGGGCUUUCCGGGUCAAGUUGUGAGGCUGUAUUUUCCAAGCUUCCGAAUCAACCGGAUAGAAUCUCCCAUAGUGCCAUGGACAGGGGACUGUGGCGAGUCCCUGACGCUGUAUGACGCGCCUCGACCUGACGACGCUAAGAUUAUCAAGACGUUCUGUGACACAUUUAGUAGACCGAUGGAGAAACAUGACUUCGUGUCCACUGGCAACGCGAUGUUUGUGAGAUUUGAGAGCAAAACUGGCAGUUAUAGUGGCUCAUCCCUCUACUACUGGGCGCACUACGACUUUUUCAAUAAUACCCGCUUUGGCGAGCCCGUACCAAAUACCGCGUGCGACGAAGUGAUCGCGUCAUGGAAGCAGAGGGCAGGUCGGCUGCGUUCGCCGCUCAACACGUUAGUUUACAAGCAGGCGCCGCCGGGAGAGGACGUGCAUUGCUUGUACAGAUUCGUAACGGACAAGCGGAUAUAUGCAAGGGUCAUAUUGACUAUAAUGAGUGUUAAUUUUAAGGAACACCCCUACACACCAGUUUCUUGUCAAAACUGCUACGAAGACAGAGCCGAUAAACUAAUCAUAUGGGAGCCUUUCCCUGGAGGAAGGGCUGCAAACUUAUCCCUUGGAAUGACAACAACGCCUCUUCCUUUACAUUUAGCCGUUCAGAGAUCUGUAGGAUCUUGUCUUUGCGCAAAGCACGCAAAUACAGUAUCUCGUGCAAGGCCUUAUAGAGUAGUUUCGUCUGGUGAAACUUUGAACUUACAAUUAAUUGUUGACAAUGCUCAUGCUGCGGCGUCGUACUUUAAAAAUCCUUCUCCGCUCUUUGAAGCUAGAUACGAAUUCGUGCAUGGACCGCUUUGUGGACCAGCAGUUCUAGCCGCUGCGUCUGAUGGGGAAAUAGUAUAUCCGCAUUUAGAAGCACUGGGAUACACAGAACCACCUAAGAGAAUACAAUGUAUAUGGGACCUGGAAAUAGAGGAGAAGAGAGAUAUUUGGCUGCACUUUGAUAGCAUCAAAUUUGCGUCGCGACACUGUGAUGAUGGUAAUAUUCAAAUUUAUCUACCAGGUCGUAUAGAACCAUAUUUAUCAGUGUGUGGCGAAAAUGUAUCCUUUGCUCGGGAACUGCCUAUUCUAUCAGCUGGUGAACUCGGAUUUGAAUCUUUGGAUGAUCCAUUAAUAAUAGAAAAAGAAAAAACGAGGUCUAUCAGAAUUGUGUUUAUUGGAAGUGCGUCGCCAGCGCGAGCAGCAUUCAAAAUUGCUUGGACAGGGUUAUACCAUUUACCGAAAAACUCUGACGGUACGUUAAUGACGUCACGUUUGACCGACAGUGGUUUAGGUAGCCCUGAAGGACACAACUGCGAUUUCAUAUGUCCUGGAGAAGAAGCGCUAUGCAUCCCAGCUAGUUUAAUAUGUAAUGGGGUUGUCAAUUGUCCAAAUAUAACCGGCGGGGAGAGAAGAUUCUGGACUGCCGAAGAAAAACGAGCAAGGGAAGCGUAUUCAGAGGACAGUUUGCGUAGACUUGGUUACUUGGAUGCGUUAAGUGGUUUACAGUUGGGAAAGUUGCACGAUGAGGCUCCAGAGUUGUGUACAGGAGCGCGAAUGAAUGGUAGUGGUGAUUGGCUGGCGCCUGCUUUAGGAGCAGGGCUGGCUAUAGCUAUAUGUGUAUGUGCGCUGGGAGCAGCGUGGAGGUUGUGCUGCCGCAAGCGGUCCCCAGAUGAAGAGUCCCUGGAUUACUGACACGCGGCCCGCGGUGCGCACGCGCCGCCCACGCUCCAUUCUCGCUCAGCGUCUAGGGAUCUUCCCUUGGACUGGAGUUUACAUUGACAGACACUAUAUUGAGUGCCGGAAUCGUUUGUUGAUUAUUAAAUUAACUUUACAUCACGUUACGAGGUUCUUAGAUUUGUACAAAGUUUCAUAUUUUCUGUACAUGUAUGUUUGUGUUUAGAUUAUGCGAUUUAUUGGUUCCAGUGUUUUUGUAACCCUAUAGUUGUUUAUACGAUUAGAAGUUCAUUAAUCUGCGUAUUAAUGUUUAGAUCUGGCACUCAAACCUUGUUGUAAUUAGUGUAUAUACCCUCUAGUUACUCUGAUAUUGAAAGAUGCUUGAAGAUCAUAGGUUAGUAAACGGUGAUAGUAGCCAUAUUGAUUGGUGAUCUAAGUAAGUAUUAAGGGUGUAGUUCUACAAGAGAUGUGAGCUAGACAUAUUAUCGAUAGAUUUACACAUUUUCACGUUUUUUUUUGUAUACUAAUUUUCUUUAUAUUCAAUGGUAGUGAAUGCUUUAUUUCAAACUUCCCAACCAUCUGGACUCAUACCUAAAGUGAUUAAAAGAAGAUAUUUUGCAUUGGUUUCAUCAAUACACCCUAAACUUUUAUUUCCUGUUUUAAAGAUCCUGUUUCCUAAUUUUAAAGAUCCUUUCUAGUUCCUUCUCUUUUCUUCUCUCUAGUUCUUUCUAGCUCUUGAAAUAUUGAGUCUCAUAUAGCCUAGCUGGCAUCUCUAUCGAAGCAUUCUGAUAGUUGAUA